AUGACUGCACUUUCCUCAGUGUUCAAGUUGAUGAAAACAACAGAUGUGUCAACAAAAGAGCAGUUAAGUAUAAUUGUCCGAUUAGACAGUGGCAGUGAUAUUCUUGAAAGAUUUUUAAAAUUUGUUGAUGUAAGUACUGAUAGAAUUGCUGCCACUUUAGCUGGGGUUAUUAAAGGUAUUUUAGAUCAGUAUACUGGUAUUACUAACAACAAAUUAAUUAUGCAAACAUACGAUGGUGCUUCAGUCAUGUCCGGUCAUAUUGGUGGUGUUCAGACACUAAUGCGUCAACAGUAUCCUUUUGCUUACUUUG
Messenger RNA from Paramuricea clavata, 310 nucleotides. NCBI's taxonomy places the organism in Eukaryota, Metazoa, Cnidaria, Anthozoa, Malacalcyonacea, Plexauridae. The record is from the annotation of a GenBank genome assembly.